This is a messenger RNA of Phanerochaete carnosa HHB-10118-sp, 847 nucleotides long. RefSeq lists its product as uncharacterized. Lineage: Eukaryota; Fungi; Basidiomycota; Agaricomycetes; Polyporales; Phanerochaetaceae. The coding region runs from base 247 to 477 and encodes 76 amino acids. The record is from RefSeq and is a predicted model, not a curated record. The transcript has a single exon.
CGAAGGGUGAGAUUGUUAUUGAAUGCGAUCGCAGUUUCUGCAAAACAACUAAACAUCUAAGCGCGGCUUUAGUGAGAAGAUGAUUCACUUCAGCUGAGACUACGUAUACGGUGAAGGUGGGUCACGGUCUAUCAUGGUGGGGAGUGGCGUAUCUUAGACCGCAUGCUCGCAUAAUGCCGCCCUGAACACAUAAAUACAGGGAUCGACUUAGCGAGAUACCGAUACGGAAAUCCACACCUUUUGUCAAUGUCCAGCUCUACAUCGUCCCACGCGUCUCCCCAAGGACCUGACGGCUGGGCAAGACGCAUCGAUAUUAAAGAGUACACCGGAGGAUGUCACUGCAAAAAAUACCGUUUCGACUUUUCACACCCGGCGUUCGAGAACGGGGAGACGAAGGUCAUGAGUUGCAACUGCAGCAUUUGUAAUCAACAUGGUUUACUGAAUAUGUACGUGCUACACGCCAUGCGCAGGUUCUAGUGGAGGAUGACUCACUUGUAUUGUCCCGCAGCUAUGUUCCUGAGUCCUACUUCAAAUUCACUGCAGGGGACCCCGACCAGCUGGCUUCCUAUCAGUUGCCAGGCAAACCAACUACGCAUCACUUCUGCACAAACUGCGGGAGCAACAUCAUCGUCCGCAGCGAAGGAGAGGUUGCUGUCAACGUGCGUGCAGUAGACGACGUAGAUGUGAGCAGGCUGGAUUGUAUCCACUUCGACGGGAGGAACAAUUUAUGAUGAGUCAGGAUGGGACACUGUCGAAACAGUCACGGGGGGGUAAAUUUGGAUAGCAAAUGUUACAUGAAAAACAAGACUGAGCGAGUAGCACUUGGAUUCUGCAUGUUGGGGAUGUU